Vicia faba (fava bean) is the source of this 351-nucleotide messenger RNA. NCBI's taxonomy places the organism in Eukaryota, Viridiplantae, Streptophyta, Magnoliopsida, Fabales, Fabaceae. The record is from the annotation of a GenBank genome assembly.
AUGUGCUACGUGGGAAAAGCAACAAAGAUCUUCAUCUUCAUCGUCUCCGCGCUGGUUGUUACUGGUCUGAUCAUAGGAUUCGGUCUUUCACGACACCGACACAACAAUAACAACAACACCAAAUGCUCUGAUGAAUCUUGCGAAUCUCCGCCUGUAACAAAUCCAACCCCUCCUCCACCGCCUGACUCCACCUCCACCUCCAACUCUCCUCCUCCGCCUGACUCUAACUUCAAUCCUCCUCCUCCACCGUCAAUUCAGUCUCCGCCGCCUCCAACUGUAGCAGAGCCGCCGACGAGUAGCACGCCGGGAUCGGCGCUAGUGAGUCCGGGCCCUGUACAUGCUAUUUUCUAG